Peniophora sp. CBMAI 1063 is the source of this 1650-nucleotide messenger RNA. The record is from the annotation of a GenBank genome assembly. NCBI's taxonomy places the organism in Eukaryota, Fungi, Basidiomycota, Agaricomycetes, Russulales, Peniophoraceae.
AUGUUCAGCCGUGCCAAAUCAGAGCGCGGCGCAGGCGAGGCCAGUGAGCCAUUAUUACAACGCGAUUCCGCCGAGCACGAGGAUCCGGUACUGUUCAGCGUCGCGGACGACGACGAGCACGAGAGCGAAAGCGGGUCUGAUGGCGUUCAUACGCCCAACACAGGCGUGCGGUUCCAAGAACGCGUCGACGUCCGGAUAUACGCGCCCGAGUGGUCCCAGCAGUCGCGCGAGGCAGAGUUCGAGCACGACUCCGACGAACUCGACGAUGCGGCCGUAGCGCAGCUAGAGCAUCUAUCGCCGCCUGGUGGAAGAGGAAAUGGAAGACCACAGAGAGGAAGGCGCGAACAGACUCAACCGCUACUUGUCGGUUUACUAGACGCAUCGAGCGUACGACGGGCGGAUGACGUCGCAGAACUGGACUUUGACCCCAUUGAACGCAGCGAUCCUGCCGACAUUGAAGAGCUCGAGAGGCGGCAACAUGCUGGCGGUGGACUGGCCAACUCCAUCGCGAACAUGGCAAACUCGAUCCUCGGCGCAGGCAUAAUCGGACUGCCAUAUGCUGUUAGCCGCGCAGGCUUCGUUACUGGGCUCUUACUGCUCACCGCGCUAUGCGCGGUAACGGACUGGACGAUACGGCUGAUAGUGCUCAACGCGAAGCUGAGCGGUACGAACAGCUACAUUGCUGUCAUGCACCGUUGCUUCGGGCAAUCCGGUCGAGCAGCCGUAUCAUUCUUUCAAUUCGCGUUCGCCUUCGGCGGCAUGUGCGCCUUUGGCAUCAUCAUCGGAGACACAAUCCCACACGUUCUCCGGCAAACCUUUCCCGGCCUCAGCACGACCCCGGUACUCUCACUUUUUGCCAACCGUCAAUUCGUGAUCGCAUUCUGCACGUUGACGGUCUCGUACCCGCUCUCCCUCAACCGCGACAUACACAAGCUGUCGUUCGCCUCCUUCCUCGCCUUGAUCGGGAUGGGCGUGAUAGUCUUCUCCGUGCUAGUGCGCGGUCCUACCGUACCCCCUGCACUCAGAGGUGAUCCGAGCAAAACGUGGAGUAUUAUCGAACCAGGAGCAGGGCUGUUCAACGCUAUUGGCGUGAUCAGCUUCGCGUAUGUGUGCCACCACAACACGCUGUUGAUCUAUGGAAGCUUGAAGGUGCCGACGCUGGAUCGAUUCGCGCAGGUUACGCAUGUCAGUGUGGCGUUGAGUCUGGUGGCAUGUGCGACAAUGGCCAUCGCGGGCUAUGUCGUCUUCACGGACAAGACGCAGGGAAAUAUCCUGAAUAACUUUCCCUUGGAUGAUACGCUCAUCAACAUCGCCCGCUUCUGUUUCGGCCUCAACAUGUUCACCACCCUGCCGCUCGAACUAUUCGUGUGCCGCGAAGUAAUAGACCAAUACUUCUUUUCCCACGAACCUUUCAACAGCACGCGCCACCUAUUCUUCACGACCGUUAUCCUUUUCUCGUCGACACUCCUGUCCAUCGUAACGUGCGAUCUGGGUGUCAUGCUCGAGAUCACCGGUGGCGUAUCCGCGACAGCCCUGGCGGACGAAAUGGACGAGCAGAAGGAUCUGGCCGGCGGCGGCGUGCGCGGCAUUUGGAGCGGUGGUACUCGUAUUGAGUUUAGGGCUGGCGUUGCAGAAGGUGUGGACAAGUGA